AUGGAGGAUUUGAUAGAAAGCGCAACGAUGAAUGGAAAGGAAAAAAUAACUGAAUUACUCAACCGGCGACACAAAGAGCGUGAAAUGCACAUUCAAGCAGCAAAGUUGGAGAGGCUGAAGGAAGCUGACUCAACAGAAGCAUUACAAUACUUUGAGAUAUCCUUUGAAGAAAAAGCAAAAAUAAUCCGGAACACACUUGAAACCGUAUCCAGCAGUAAUGAAAAAGCACAAGUAUUUGCUGAUUGUCAAAACGAAAUCUAUGAACUGCAAAGAUAUCUCUCUAGUUCUACUUUUUUUCUAAACGAGUAUCGCAUCAAAGUUUGCCAGAAUACGAUAAAUGAGUUAAGUAAACUGUUGGAUACAUUGCGAAACGAACUGUUGCCCAAGAAAAAGUUCGGUUUUAAGAGCAAAAAAAUUGUCAAAAUAAUCAACGAAAAAGACGCCAAAAGCAGUACCGCGACGCAAGACAAACAAGAGACGAAUUCCUCGGAGGAUAAUCACAUCCGGUGGACCUUUACGGAUAGAGUCAAUCAGCUCCUUGAGCUACCUUUAACUGCAGUGAACGACCAAACAAUAACGGCCUCAAAGUUAAGGAAUUGUCUCUUACGUAUCGAAGGUCAUCCGGGAUCGUUGCAGUUUGCAAAGCUAGACAAUUGUGUCGUGGUAUGCGGUCCUACGGCGCGAUCAAUAUUCCUCGAUGAUUGUACAAGAUGCAAAUUCGUUGUCGCAUGUCAGCAGUUACGCUGCCACCGUUCUCGAGAAUGUGAUAUGUAUCUGACCGUCACAUCGAGGGCGAUCAUAGAGGAUUGCAACGGAAUACGAGUGGCACGGUAUAACUAUCGUUAUCAGAACAUCGAGGAGGACUUCAAUCUGUCGGGAUUGGACUUGACGUGCAACAACUGGAACACAUUGGAUGAUUUCAAUUGGCUUUCUGCAGACGAGCCCUCGCCGAACUGGUCGCUGCUCACUACGGAAGAAACUAUUGAAGAUUGGAAGGCUUAUUUAGACAGUUUUCAUCAAGUUCACGAACUAACUAAAAAUGAUUAUUAAAUAAAAACGCCUUAAUCGUGUU
Messenger RNA from Anopheles nili, 1072 nucleotides. It is a transcript of the gene TBCC, whose product is annotated as tubulin-specific chaperone C. Bases 1 to 1050 code for a protein of 349 amino acids. The transcript has a single exon. Gene Ontology annotation, biological process: tubulin complex assembly; post-chaperonin tubulin folding pathway. Gene Ontology annotation, cellular component: cytoplasm. Lineage: Eukaryota; Metazoa; Arthropoda; Insecta; Diptera; Culicidae. The record is from RefSeq and is a predicted model, not a curated record. Gene Ontology annotation, molecular function: tubulin binding.